This is a messenger RNA of Staurois parvus, 267 nucleotides long. Lineage: Eukaryota; Metazoa; Chordata; Amphibia; Anura; Ranidae. The record is from the annotation of a GenBank genome assembly.
AUGUGCGUUGAUGAGGCAGCACUGAUGGGCACUGAUAGGCGGCAUGGAUGGGCACUGAUAGGCGGCACUGAUGAGGUGGCAUUGAUAGGCGCAGGGACUGACAACUCAUGGGGCCCUCGGGCAAUAGGGGAUCAUGGGGCCCCUGUGUACUCGCCCACACUCAAACCACACCCAAAAAAGCCUAUGAAAGGUACCAGGGGCAUUUCAUGGGGCCCCCUACUGACCCUAGGGCAGUGCCCGAGUGCCCAAAUGGUCAGUCCACCCCUG